AUUGAAAUUGACAUUGAAGGUUCAGAUACAGUAGCAAAAAUCAAAGAACGUGUAGAAGAAAAAGAAGGUAUUCCACCAGCACAACAGCGUCUUAUUUAUGCCGGUAAACAAUUGACCGAUGACAAGACAGCUAAAGAUAGCGGUAUAAUGGCCGGUGAAGUUCUUCAUUUGGUGUUAGCUCUUCGUGGUGGAAAUAAUUGCUGA
Molecule: messenger RNA, 204 nt
Organism: Funneliformis mosseae
Lineage: Eukaryota; Fungi; Glomeromycota; Glomeromycetes; Glomerales; Glomeraceae
Source: the annotation of a GenBank genome assembly